Trichoplusia ni (cabbage looper) is the source of this 3478-nucleotide messenger RNA. RefSeq names its product glucose-6-phosphate 1-epimerase. The record is from RefSeq and is a predicted model, not a curated record. Bases 36 to 869 code for a protein of 277 amino acids. Gene Ontology annotation, molecular function: isomerase activity; carbohydrate binding. The transcript is spliced from 8 exons. NCBI's taxonomy places the organism in Eukaryota, Metazoa, Arthropoda, Insecta, Lepidoptera, Noctuidae. Gene Ontology annotation, biological process: carbohydrate metabolic process.
CUUUUUUGUCAGUUGGCUUCGCUGUCAAACGGAAAAUGGCAGCGACGAGUGUUGUCGUUCUCGACAGAGGCAACAAUACAACUUGUACCGUAAAUCUUUUCGGUGCUACAGUAGUGUCAUGGAGAGUAAAUAAUCAAGAACAGUUAUUUGUAAGUAAACAAGCAGUAUUCGAUGGCAAGAGAGCGAUACGAGGAGGGAUACCGUUUGUGUUCCCUCAAUUCGGACAAUGGGCCUUCGGUCCCCAACACGGGUUCGCGCGGAUAGCGCGCUGGCACGUCGAGAAGAUGCCGGAGCGACUGCCCAGCGGCGACGUGGAGGCGGUCUUCAGUCUCAUGGACGAUGACUUCACCAGAUCCAUGUGGCACUUCCAGUUCAGACUGACAUACAGGCUGAUUCUCCGCGAGAAGGAGCUGCACUUCAACAUCGGCGUGUACAACCCCAGCAAGGAGCUGACCUUCAGCUGUCAGAUGUUACUCCACACAUACUUCAAGGUGCCCGACGUGCGCCGCUGCCAAAUCACCGGCAUGCAUGGGUGCAUGUUUAUUGACAAGACGCGGGAAGGCGCUCUAUACCAGGAGACCAGAGAGGUGGUGACGAUCAACGAGUGGACGGACAGGAUCUACCAGAACACGAUGCAGGAGCACAUCAUCACCAACGUGGUCAGCGGCCGCAAGAUGAGGAUACAGAAGUAUAACUUCCCCGAUACCGUGAUCUGGAACCCGUGGUCGGAGUACGCGAAGGAGAUCCCUGACUUCGGCGACGACGAGUUCCCCAACAUGGUGUGCGUGGAGGCAGGCCGCGUGGCCGCGCCCAUCGUACUGCUGCCCGGGACCGCCUUCGAGGCCAGCCAGAUACUGCAGGUGAUGUAAGUGAUGGGCCGCCCCUCAACCUCAGCCGUCCACUGGAGCGAAGUCAAUAGCGAGCGCGCGGCCGGGGCUCCGCGCUGCCGCUGCCCGCACACUAGCCCUGCACACAGUGGUCCAAACUGGUAUACAAUAUAACUAUUCGUUUCUUUUUACUUAGGACUUGAUAACUCCUCUUUACUUGAGCAAGGGAGAUACCGACUUUAACUUACUAGUUAAUUUUAAGCUUUUUAAAACUACACGAAAUACGUAGAGUUUUUUAAUAGCCGUCUGCAUCAGAUUUGAAGAGUAAUGUUGAAACCAGUUUAUCGAAUAAGCUCCACAUUUCAUUUCAUACUGUGUUCAAACAAAGUAUUCAUACUUUGUUUUCAUUGAAUACUAUAUCUAAAAGUUUUCUUUGAAAGAAUUCAGUCGAGUAGAGUCGAGUAUCUCCCUAAAUGAGUCUGCCUGUGUAUGAACGAAUAUUAUAAUUUAAUAAAACUAUAUCAAGUUGGACCAUUGUGUACGGGAUCAUUAAGAUAACCAGUAACAUUUUAUACUGUCUUCAAUACCAGUUUUAUAUUUUAAUAGUAAUGAUUCAAUACUCAAUAAUCAAAUAAAUGUAACCCUAAUAAUGUUUUAGAUCAAAAAUAGGACUACAUAUAAAUGAUGUAGAUUGUUUUAACAGUAAUACAUGGUACUUACUUCGGUUCAAUUAACUAAAAAUGUUAUGAUUCGAUAGUGUCCAUAAAGAAAUCGAAGAUUAUUUUUUUCAAAAAUUGAAGCUGUUGAGCCCCCUAUAUGUUAACUAUGUCAUUCCGUUGGUACAAUAAUUACUGUCAAGUUUAUUUACUAGUUUGCACUUAACAAUCCUAUAGUUUUACGUUUACAGCACAACUGUGAAGUUAUAGGUUGUUCUUGAAUCGCACAGUCAGUUAGAUGCAAAUAAAAGACAUUAAAAUAAUAUUUUAAGUGGAGGUUAAGUUCUACUUCAUCGAAUAUUUCAUUCAAGUUUCUAAUGUCCUAUAAUCUUGCCAAAUCGUAUCACAGCUUAUUCUUUUGUUUCCUAAUUAAUGGUUACGGUGUAACGAAUGUUAAUUGUAUGUUUUAAAUAAAAUCUGCGUUCAAUAUUUGUAAAAUUUGAUGAUUUUUGAAUGACAAUAGUUAUGAACAAACGUGCUAAAUGCAUAUAUGCACAUAUUAUUCAUCAAUUUUACGCUAUUUCAAUGUUGCCAGUGCGUUGUUGCGUGGUUGUUGCCAUUCGAAAAAGGUUUUUAAAGUUCAAAACAUGUUAUCUGUCUAUGUUGUCUAGACUAGCUUCCUUUCCUGUCUUCCGCUGUUUUCUAUACUUGUUGUCAUUGUUCUGUUUGUUUUCUAUUUAGACAUAAGAUACCUCAUUUUUGUAUAACCUCCUGAAAGUGUAUGUUUGCUACAUGCUCGAGUUUGCGAAAUUUAAAUUAAACAUCAUUUUAAACUAGAGGAAACUUAUCAUGGAGGUGCUAAAAUUCUAAUUAUAUAACUACUGACAUUCCUUUAGUUCGUUUUUAAGAGUAACUUUUUUACUAGUUGAUGGAUUUUUUCCGAAAUGAGUGAAUUAUAAUACGAUACACCCCAUAUUAAACGAAAAAUUGAUACGAAAGUAGUGGUCCGAAUGCUUAUUUUUACCGUAAUUUUCAAUUUCGAAUAGGGAUGAUGACUAGACAUUUAUUGAUUUUCAUAUAGAUUUAUUUUCAUUUAUCAUGAUUGAUAAAUGAAAAUCAUAGUCCACAGAUUUUUACUUCAUACAAUAUCGAAACUUACUACGAUAUUUUUUACUUUUUCUUGUCAUGUAAUGAAGAUCAUCUCUAUUUAAAUAUUUGAUGUAAUUUUUUGGUUUUUGUAAUUUUAUUCCAUGUAGCAAUACUCAAGCUGGUCUAACUUAUUGUUGUAACAGUUAAGUAAACUUUAACUAUCGUAGUUAUACUUACACAUUCAUAUCAAAUAGGAGCAAUUACGUAAUCUUAUGCGUCGGUAUAAUUAUUAUUCCAUUAACUUCCUUACCUUAUUAUUAUAACCUUCCGCGAUACAAUUUAGCCUCUGAUUUUUGUACCUUCAGAUAUUUGUACGUUAAACAGAACAUACUCCAAAAUGCGCAAGCGCACAUGUUGUACAAAAUUAUGUGAUUUUUAAGUACAUUUAUUUUGUACAUUUUGUUUAUUUUUCUUUAAUUUGAAACGUUUUUGGAGGCUUUUAAAGUAUACGAAGAUUAACGUAAGAAUAUGUACUUAGAUAUAACGAGUUCCUUGUUUUUAAAUACGAACAAUUGGGUAGGUUUUUGUACUAAAAUAACAUUGUAUUAUGUCGUAUGGACAUGAUGUUGUAAAGGUAAUUGUUAUUAUGUAUGAUAUACAUUCUGUAGUGUCUUGAUGCUCUCUCGACGUAGAGGUAGAAUAAGAAUUUGUUCUCUAAACUAAUUGAUCCAUAGUUUUAAGUCGAUUUUGACUUUUUGAUGUCCAAUAUUAUACCAAUCGAGUCGUAGCACUCAAUAAUAAUACGUAUUUGUAAACUAAUUGGGUGGGAUACCUUUGUAGGGCCCAGACAACGAAAUAUGCAACGAAUUGUACUUCCAUAGGUGCAAUAAAGUGAAGUAAAAUGAU